CACACAAAGGCGAGAAGAGGCGAGUAGCCGCAUCCGCCCCUGAACAGAACGUUUUUAUGUCUGAGUGUGAAUUUUUGGAUUUCUGUUUUGUAAACGCUGCCUAAAGAAGUUACCCCCAGGAACUCCCCCACGGUGUGACUAUAAUAAUGCCGGAACCCACAGCAGACACAGACUCCCUUGGGGAGGUGAUCCCCCCACGGAGGGGGUCUGGGGCGUCUCAGAAGUCCAGCAACAGCAGUGAGGGGUCCGAGAAGAACAUCAAGAUGGGCGAUACGGAGGUGGUGUUCGUGGACCAACUACACCAGAAGUAUGAAUGUGUCUUCUGCAAUCAGGUGUUGAGGUACCCGGUGCAGUUUGAGGAAUGCGGGCAUCGUUGUUGCACCUCUUGCCUGCCAAGCCUUCUCCGAGUUGCUCCACGAUGUCCUUUAGACCAAUCACCAGUUUCCAGGGACAGUGUGUACGUGGACACUGCCUUUGGGCGGGAGAUUGGCGAGCUGGGUGUCAAGUGCCCAAAUCACACGAGAGGUUGCGGCUGGAAUGGAGUUCUCAAUGAUAAUAAGGCUCACUUCCAGCAAUGCAUGUACAACGAGGUAGACUGUCCCAACUCCUGCGGGGCCCACUUCGAAAAGCGGUUCCUGGAGGCUCACGUCAACGAUGACUGUACCAAGAGAAUGGUAACCUGCGAGUUCUGCGACAAGAAAAUCUUCUAUAAAGAUGAGAUUGCUCACAUGAACGCGUGUAAGAAGUUCCCGGUACCUUGCCCGAACGGAUGCAAACUGACUGAUAUUCCACGGGAGAAGGUCAAAGAUCACGUAGAGAACGACUGCCCCAAGGCGAAGAUACCCUGCCCAUUUCAAACUAUGGGUUGUGACUUUAAGGGUGAACGUCAAAAGAUGCAGAAACACGUGCAAGACGAGCCAGUGGAGCAUCUGACCUACGUAGGGGAUUCGAUGCUGAAGCACGCUACACUACUGGAGAAACACAAGGAGAUGCUUGUUGACCAUAAGGAGUCUUUGGGCACGUGCGUGCAGAAGGUCCGCGAUCUUGAGAUGCUGUACGGCUCACAGCUCGUCUGGAAAAUCGACCGCUACGCCGAGAGGAUGCAGGAGGCAAAGACCAACAAGAAAGUGACCAUCUUCAGCCCGCCAUUUCUAACCAGUCGACAUGGUUACAAGAUGACGGUAUCGGCUUGUCUGAACGGCGACGGGAAAGCCAAGGGUCAUUUCAUGUCCGUCUUCGCCUGCAUCUGCAAGGGUGAGUUCGACGCCCUCCUUCCUUUCCCCUUCUCCCAUCGGAUCACCUUCACCAUGAUAGACCAGUGCCAGGACCCUUCGGCACGGCGUAAUAUUUCCUACACCAUCAAGCCCAAUCCCUGCAAGGAGAACAAGCCGUUCCUCGGCAGGCCCGUCGGGGACCGCAACGCUAGCUUCGGAACGCAGAAGUUCAUCCCGUUGAAUACGCUCAAGACGCUGGACUACAUAAGGGAUGAUACAAUGUUCAUUAAAGUCCACGUGGAUUAUGAUAACAUGAUACUUUUGUAGAUAACUAUAAUAUAUUAUUUUAAAGGUACUGGUCACUAUUGAUUAUUUCUCAAAAUGAUUAUUAGCAUAAAAACUUAC
Molecule: messenger RNA, 1619 nt
Organism: Asterias rubens (European starfish)
Lineage: Eukaryota; Metazoa; Echinodermata; Asteroidea; Forcipulatida; Asteriidae
Product: TNF receptor-associated factor 5-like
Exons: 8
Coding region: 147-1541 (464 amino acids)
Biological process (GO): regulation of canonical NF-kappaB signal transduction; positive regulation of JNK cascade; tumor necrosis factor-mediated signaling pathway
Cellular component (GO): plasma membrane signaling receptor complex
Molecular function (GO): zinc ion binding; protein binding
Source: RefSeq, a predicted model, not a curated record